Molecule: messenger RNA, 1526 nt
Organism: Ochotona princeps (American pika)
Lineage: Eukaryota; Metazoa; Chordata; Mammalia; Lagomorpha; Ochotonidae
Gene: HAPLN1
Product: hyaluronan and proteoglycan link protein 1
Exons: 5
Coding region: 215-1279 (354 amino acids)
Biological process (GO): cell adhesion
Molecular function (GO): hyaluronic acid binding
Source: RefSeq, a predicted model, not a curated record
CACCCAGCGCCACAAACAGUCCCUGCGCGCACACGGGCAGGCGCGCACACAGGAGGGCGCACACACGCGCACACGCUCGCCCAGACCCAAACUUAAGGUGAGGAGCGGGCGCGCUAGCUUCACUUCAUCUGCAGCUGGCAGCUUGUGCAGGACCCGAGGGCAUCCGAACUUCUGGAUUUCGGGACAAGUGAGGAAGACCCUGGGAGCUGCGAGCAUGAAGACUUUCCUCCUUCUGGUGCUGACUUCCAUCUGCUGGGCUGACCGUCUGUCGGACAACCACACCCUGGGUCGGGACAGAGUGAUUCACAUCCAAGCGGAGAAUGGUCCCCGUCUCCUGGUGGAAGCGGAACAGGCCAAGGUGUUCUCGCACCGCGGUGGCAAUGUCACGCUGCCAUGUAAAUUCUACCGAGACCCGACAGCCUUCGGUUCAGGACUGCACAAGAUCCGAAUUAAGUGGACCAAGCUAACUUCAGAUUACCUCAAGGAAGUGGAUGUCUUUGUCUCCAUGGGCUACCACAAGAAGACCUACGGGGGCUACCAAGGCAGGGUGUUCCUGAAGGGCAGCAGUGAGAACGACGCGUCCCUGGUCAUCACCGGCCUCACCCUGGAGGAUUACGGGAGAUACAAGUGCGAGGUGAUUGAAGGGUUGGAGGACGACACCGCCGUGGUGGCAUUAGACUUACAAGGUGUGGUAUUCCCCUACUUCCCACGCCUGGGCCGCUACCACCUCAAUUUCCACGAGGCGCAGCAGGCGUGCCUGGAGCAGGACGCGAUGAUUGCCUCCUUCGACCAGCUCUAUGACGCCUGGCGGGGCGGCCUGGACUGGUGCAACGCCGGCUGGCUCAGCGACGGCUCCGUGCAAUACCCCAUCACAAAGCCCAGGGAGCCCUGCGGGGGCCAGAACACUGUGCCCGGCGUCAGGAACUAUGGGUUUUGGGAUAAAGACAAAAGCAGAUAUGAUGUUUUCUGUUUUACAUCCAACUUCAAUGGCCGAUUUUACUACCUGAUCCACCCCACCAAGCUGACCUACGACGAAGCCGUGCAGGCUUGUCGCCAUGAUGGUGCUCAGAUCGCCAAAGUGGGCCAGCUCUUCGCUGCCUGGAAGCUGCUGGGGUACGAUCGCUGCGACGCGGGCUGGCUGGCCGACGGCAGCGUGCGCUACCCGAUCUCGCGGCCCCGAAGGCGCUGCAGCCCCACCGAGGCGGCCGUGCGCUUCGUGGGCUUCCCAGACAAAAAGCAUAAGCUGUAUGGUGUCUACUGCUUCCGAUCCUACAACUGAGGGUGCUCCGGUGGGCAGAUGGCAGCUGGGAAGUCAUUAGAACAUGUGAAAGGUUCUUCCCCAUAUGAACUCCUGCAAGUUACCAAAACUGUGAUAACCCUUUUUUUAAAACUUACUGUAAAGAGUCAUUUUCAUAAAGACCAAUUCAUUAAUUUGUUUUUGUAAAGCUAUCAUUCGAUAUAUAUUAUAAAUUAAUAUAAUGUUAAGGGAAGCGCUACACAGAAGACGGCUUUAGAGCCAAACCGCU